Molecule: messenger RNA, 2255 nt
Organism: Peromyscus californicus insignis
Lineage: Eukaryota; Metazoa; Chordata; Mammalia; Rodentia; Cricetidae
Exons: 14
Coding region: 228-1979 (583 amino acids)
Molecular function (GO): lipid binding
Source: RefSeq, a predicted model, not a curated record
UGUGCCAAGCCCUGGCCAGGGGCCUUGACUUCCCAUCACGUGCCCACCCCUCACUCCAGAGCUUGGCGUAUAAAACUCGUCCUCUAAGAAAGCUGGUGACACUGGCCUGAGAGACUCUAGAAGGUCCAUUCAGAAAGUGGUGAGGACAGAAUUGACAGCACCCGCAUACUCAGGCUGUGCCCCACCAUCACAUGGUGAAAUAAAGCAGAGAUUCUUAGCACUCAGUCAUGCUAGGUUCAAAUCCAAGCUCUGCCGCUUACUGUAUCACCAUGAGCAAGUUGGGGCCCAGAGCAGGACUGUUAGGACUUAAAAAGAUGGAUAUAGGGGGUAUAGCGUGGGGGACACAGGGUUGCGGGUCCCUGGAGAGGACAGGAGCUCUCACUUCCAUGGCCACAGGUCCUAACGGGAGAAUGCUGCUGAUGUGGACACCGCUGUUGUGCUGGGGGCUGCUGCACCAAGCCCAAGGGACAACCCAUAGUCCUCUCCUCCUGCGGAUCGGCGAAAGAUGGCUGGAAACAAAUAUUUCAGAUCUAUUCAUAGAACAUGAGGUCCUGAAAGGUGUGAUCAGGAUGCCUGUGACUGGAUCCCCAAGUGAGGGUGUGUCUGUCCUGGACCGUCUGCCCUUCGUCAAUAAGGAGUUUGUUGGGAAGAAGAGUGGGUUGGACCUGUCACUUGUGGGGGACCUGCUCUCUGGGAAGACGAUGCCUGAGCUGAAGAAGCUACUAGAGACAGCUGGGUUGGUCAUAGAAGAUGCCAAGGGACCGGAAGUCACCCUGGAAAUUCUAAGUGACAGCCUGCUGCAGAUCACACUGCGCUGCAACCUGUACCUCUCACUCCUAGAGAUCCUAUGGCUAGAAGCCAUCAAGAACAUACGCAUUGGAGUACGGCUAGAACAGAUAGGGAACAAGACCCAGGUGGCCUUCGAGGAGUGCCAUGCGCCCCCUGGGAGCCUGAACAUUGAGGUCCUGAAGCAAACAGAGACCCUGUUGCCAAACCAGCUGCUGAACCUGGUGACUGAGAUCCUGGAGGAAUCACUGCCAUUCCUCCUCCAGAAGAUCGUGUGCCCUGUGGCCACAAACCUGCUCAACUUCCUGCUGGAAGACCUGCUACACAUCGCUCUCCCUCCAAUCAUCUCGGGUCCCAACGAUUUCCAGUACUAUGUGACCACCACGGAGUUCACAGAGGGAGCCAUCCUGAUGACAGUGCAGCUUGUGACUCCCUGUGGCCCACACCAGCGGGCUUCAAGGCCAGAGCAUGUGGUUCCCCCACCUCUCCCAGGAUUAGCCCAGGACAGCACGGCAGAUUUUGCCUUUUGGCUAGAAAUCUACAAUGACAUCCUGUCCUGUCUGUACAUGAGCCAGGAGAUCUUCGUGGAGCCCCAAGACUCCUCGGAAACUGGCCUCUGGGAGCUGUUGUCCCUGAGUGUUCCAACGCACAAGCCAGAGGUUCAUAAUCUGACCAGAGGGAGCCUGGGACUGAUCAUCAGCACCCCAGAUCCGCCCACUGUCCACCUGGAUGGCUCCAGGGCCACAGUCACCCAGCAGGGCUUACUGAUGCUGCAGGGGACCAAGAAUGCCUCCUCUGAUGCGGUUGCCUGGCAAAUCCUCUCCAAAGCUGUGUUCUCCUCAAGAAGUCAGAAACUAGAACUCCAGUUCACGCCACACGGGGCUGUGAUCACCUUGGGUCCCUACCCCACCAUCAGUGAGAAGCAGGAAGAGCAUCUGAAGGCCUUGCUCUUGGCGGUCCUGAAGAGGCGGUUCUUGCCUCACCAUAACAAGUGGCUCAGGGAGCAUGGCCUCCUACUGCCCAACAUCAAGGGCAUCUCCUUCAACCAUGCCCAGCUGGACUUCUCUGAGGUAGGUGCAGGGGGAGGGGUCUCCCAUGAUGCUCAGCUGAUGAGCAGGAAGUUAGAAGCUGAGGCCCCUCCCACCCUCUGCCUCUCUAUUACCAUGCUGGUAUGUGACACCUGUUAUAGAUGAAGUGACUGAGGCCUUGGGGGCCAGCAUGAGUCCCUCAGGAAGCCAGAACACAGGGCUCAUCAAGAGCAUCUCCCCUUACAUAGACAAGGCUAGUCUCCCCACUCUGACUGAGAGGAAACUCAAGGCUCAGAAAGGCAGAAAAGCAGGGCCAGGGUGACAAAGCAAGAGUCUUUAUCUGACCUCCAAGUCUAUUACCUUAGCCAGGACCACCCACCUCCCUAGAACUGAGGGGUGUUGGUUCCCAACCAGUGCUGCUGUACCCGGUGCCCACUCUCU